AUAAUGAUAUUCUGGAACAGGCAAUUAUGCAACUCAAGGGACAUAAGAGUGUUCAAGGAAUUUGUGCUUACAAGCAGGUCAAUGAAGAUCAACAACUUCAUACUAUAAAUACUUUAAUCAAUAUUACAGAUAGACUUGCAAAUGAUAACAAUAAUUUAAGUUUACAAAAUCCUCUAUAA
This is a messenger RNA of Racocetra persica, 179 nucleotides long. The record is from the annotation of a GenBank genome assembly. NCBI's taxonomy places the organism in Eukaryota, Fungi, Glomeromycota, Glomeromycetes, Diversisporales, Gigasporaceae.